Messenger RNA from Pochonia chlamydosporia 170, 447 nucleotides. RefSeq lists its product as hypothetical. The transcript is spliced from 2 exons. Lineage: Eukaryota; Fungi; Ascomycota; Sordariomycetes; Hypocreales; Clavicipitaceae. The record is from RefSeq and is a predicted model, not a curated record. Bases 1 to 447 code for a protein of 148 amino acids.
AUGCCAUCUUUCACGAGGUAUUCCAUUGCACCAUAUAUGAUACUCAUCAGCCUGACAAUGAGACUGUCUCAGGCGUCGAGUAUUUCAUACGAGGCACGGUGUAUCUGCAAGGUUCCAAAUCCUGGAUGCACACGUGGCUCGUUGGCAAUAAAAGCCAACUACUGCAUCGUGAAAAACGGCGUCUUAUCCUUUCCUGUCCAAGCUGUCGGGUCGCAAGCAUGUCAACUUCAGCCUCGUUCCGUCCAAGUUGCACGCAUUUGUACAACGUUGCCUGUAAGCCAGGGGUUCCUCCAAAGUAAAUUUUGUUUUCAGGGCAGGGCAGGGCAUGCCAGGGCCUCAACGAUCGCCGGUACUGUGCGUCCCAGGAAAGGAACAGGGGAACAAGCUAUCAACCUGUGUUUGCUCCGCAUAGGCCAACAAGACCCUGGACUAGCAUUUGUGUGCUGA